CCUCGUAUAUAUAUUUGUGUAUCUUGGCAGUGCUUGUGUAAUAUAAUCAAGAAUUUAUUCUAGACAGCAAAAAUGUUAUGUUCCCUACAGUACCUAGCAGCUGUUACUUAACAACUCAGAGGCAAAUUCAAAAUGACACUAUGAUUAACACUAUGUACCACUGAAGGUUGUUUGUUUUAUGGUGAAUAUAUGUAAAAACCAAACAUCUCAUUCUUUUAACCAAUUUUUUUUUUUUUAAAUCAGAAAUAGUUUUAAGUCAAUGACAAUUCUUUUAGCUGUUUCUUCUAGUGUUUACCUUCAGGUUUCUGAUACAUUGUAUUGCUAUUUUUUGACUUCUCAGUUUAAAAUGGUAUCUGUAUACUUACUAUUAUGGUAGUUGAUUUUAGAUCUCUUGCACCAACACCACCCAUUUCUCCGCUCUCAUCCUCAAAAUACAGUCAAUGAUAUAGUUGGUUAAGUCAGUAGUUAGUUAUUGCAUUGAAGGAGUUCAGAACACACCACCCCAGAAUAUGCCUCUCUGGCAUUAUUGACUAUUUUGAAUUAAAGGCAAUUGAAAAACAGCAGCUGCAAGAAAGACAUUCUGAUCUCCCUUCUUUUUCUUGAAAGCAGAUUAAAUUCCCAUGUGAAAAUGUCCUUCUUAUACCAGAAGGAAAGAGACAUUCUUAUCACCAAGGGCAUGCAGUCAAGCCUGAGGCAACGGUUGAAGGAAGGCGCAUGCGCAUCAGGCGAAGCGCGUGCCGCAUCCUGCCGCUCUCCCGGUCGCUGUCUCCGGACCCUCAGACGCUCCGUUGAUUUAAAGAAAAUACUUUAUCAGAAGAUGGCCACUGCACAAUUGCAGAGAACUUCCUCCACGAGUGCAUUGGUAUUUCCCAAUAAGAUAUCAACUGAGCAGCAGUCUUUAGUGUUAGUGAAGAGGCUCCUAGCAGUUUCGGUAUCCUGCAUCACGUAUUUGAGAGGAAUAUUUCCAGAGUGUGCUUAUGGAACAAGAUAUCUAGAUGAUCUUUGUGUCAAAAUUCUGAGAGAAGACAAAAGUUGUCCAGGAUCUUCACAGUUAGUGAAGUGGAUGUUAGGAUGCUAUGAUGCUUUACAGAAAAAAUAUCUGAGGAUGGUUGUUCUAGCUGUAUACACCAAUCCAGAAGACCCUCAGACAAUUUCAGAGUGUUACCAAUUUAAAUUCAAGUACACCAGUAAUGGACCAAUCAUGGACUUCAUAAGAAACCAAAAGAGUGAAUCUAAUAUGUCAUCUGCUGACACCAAGAAAGCAAGUAUUCUCCUCAUUCGCAAGAUUUACGUUCUAAUGCAAAAUCUGGGACCUUUACCUAAUGAUGUUUGUUUGACCAUGAAACUUUUUUACUAUGAUGAAGUUACACCCCCAGAUUACCAGCCUCCUGGUUUUAAGGAUGGUGAUUGUGAAGGAGUGAUAUUUGAAGGGGAGCCUAUGUACUUAAAUGUGGGAGAAGUCCCAACAGCUUUUCACACCUUCAAAAUAAAAGUGACCACUGAGAAAGAACGAAUGGAAAAUAUUGAUUCAACUAUAUUAUCACCAAAACAGUUAAAAACACCACUUCAAAAAAUUCUCAUGGACAAAGAUGAUCUAGAAGAUGAACAGGAGCACUAUACAAGUGAUGAUUUUGACACUGAAACUAAAGUAGGAAAGCAGAAAAAAAACCCUGGAUCUUCUGAACUUGGAGAACAAAGUUUAGUUUGUGAUGAAGAUGAAAUUAUGAGGUCUAAAGAAAGUCCAGAUCUUUCAAUUUCUCAUUCUCAGGUUGAGCGGUUAGUCAGUAAAACAUCUGAACUUGAUGUGUCUGAAAGCAAAACAAGAAGUGGAAAAAUAUUUCAGAAUAAAAUGGCUAAUGGAAAUCAACAAGUAAAAUCUUCUAAGGAAAAUCGGAAGAGAAGUCAACUUCAAUCUGGGAAAACAGUCCGUCGUCAGUUUGAUUCUUCUAGUCAAGAGUCAGUGCCAAAAAGAAGAAAGUUUAGAGCACCAAAGGAACGUAUAUAAAAAAAUUUUUUUUCUGCAUGUUUGCAAAGUUCUUCACAACAUUUAAACUAAAGGACACUGUAUUACUAUUUUAAGGUGUGUUUGCCCUACCUCUGAAAACUUAUAUGUAGUUUUAAGCAGUUAGUACACUGAAAUGAAUUCUUAGCUGACUAUCAUAUUGUGAUCUUUAAUUUUAUAUGAGACAAAUUCAAGAGAACUUUUGAAUAAAAACAAAAGUACCAGUGUCAUAAUUUAUUCUUUUAAUUAUCUACUCAAUAUUGAUCCAUCUUCCAUUUUGGUGGACAUUUCCUUUAAACAUAUAUUAAGUUUUAAAGCCCUCUAAAGCAGUUUUUUGAAAUAAAUGUUUAUUUUGGUAUUAAAUUUUGAUAGAAAUUCACUUUUUACUUAUGUUAAAACUAUACAAUUUAGCUGUUUGUCAUGUUGUUAUUAAAAGUGUUCUUCAGUACUUUGACAUAGUAUAUUAACAUGAUAAUAUAUAAUGUACAAUUAAAAAUUGGUGCUAUCCCUUUUUUAACAUUUUUUACUAAAAGACAAAAUGACUGAUUUUAAAGUCUGGCAUUUUUGGCAGCAUAAAUAAAAUACUGCUCAGCUUCUAAACUCUUUCAUGGCUUCUACUUUUUAUUUAAUUAGCAGAAAAUGUUUAGACACUAAUUUUGAGAUUUUAGCAGAUGUCACUUUGCACACUUCCUAGAACUUUUUGAGUAGUACUGUGAAAGAUAUGCUUUUAAUGAAAAACCUGGGAUCUGGUUCCAGAUUUGAUUAUUUCCUGUGCUUUAGAAAAGGAAGGCUUAAAACUUGGUCUGUUGCAAUUUCAGCUGCCAGAGUCUAAAAACAAACAUUUUUAUGGGCUUGCUAGUAACAAGCACUAACAGAGAAUGUUAGUAUGAAUGCUGUGGUAGAGAUGUGCCUAUCCUGUUUCAUGUAAACCAAAUAAACAUCCACAAACUGACCUAAAUCAGGUUUUUCUCGAACAGGAAAGUUAGGGAUAAGCUACUUGUCGAAAACAACCAAUGUUUAUGUAUUCUUAGCUUCAUUGGAUAUCAACCCAUUCCACCUUAUUG
Camelus dromedarius (Arabian camel) is the source of this 3066-nucleotide messenger RNA. RefSeq names its product HORMA domain containing 1 (gene HORMAD1). NCBI's taxonomy places the organism in Eukaryota, Metazoa, Chordata, Mammalia, Artiodactyla, Camelidae. The record is from RefSeq and is a predicted model, not a curated record. The coding region runs from base 629 to 2005 and encodes 458 amino acids. The transcript has 16 exons.